Molecule: messenger RNA, 2646 nt
Organism: Durusdinium trenchii
Lineage: Eukaryota; Dinophyceae; Suessiales; Symbiodiniaceae
Source: the annotation of a GenBank genome assembly
AUGCCGUUCCAGCGUGAUGAUCCCUCCGAGCCGGACUCUCUUCCACGGGCCUGGAAAGCAAAGCAGCGAUCUUGGGUCCUGGCAGGGCUGCGGCAGCUUGAGGCACCUUUGGCGCCUUUGUUGCAAUUACCAACGAUCUUAAAGGGCCAAUUGGAAGUUUUCAACCAUGCCGGGUACUCAUGGAUACUCACUAUAGGUUACCAGGUUCUGGGUCUUCGCCCAUUGCUUCAGGUGUUUGCCACCCUGGUCAGCCUUUUGUUUGCGGUUCCGAAUCUGGAGUUCGAGCCGUUGGACCACUUUGAAUCUUUUGCUGGAGACUUUGAGGUCACGAAGGAAGGCCGCCGAGCAACACCCUUCGACGUGCGCAUCGAUCCUAACACGAUGGACCUGCUCAGCCCCCAGGGUUUUGCAAACGCACUCCACGCAGUGUGCUGCCUCAAGCCAGGGUCUGCCACCCUUGCAGCCCCAGUUUUGCUAGCGCUGCCCAUGCCUAGGUUGCCUGAGCAUAUCAGCACACCCCCUCGUGUCCGCGUGCGAGCAAAAACCCCUACGUCUGCAUCUACCUCUGCUGGGGCCAUGGCAAGGCCAUCGGCCUUGAGGAAUGGUAAGAAGACGCCCAAUCAGAAAAGAAAACGUGAGGCCAAAGAGAUGGCCCAGGGUGAGACAGUGAAGACAGACCCAAAGCAGGACCAGAAGAAGGAUAAGAAGGAGCGCAUCGAACAGAAGGCAGAAGGAAAAGCUGUGAAGAAGUCAGAGAAGCCAGAGAAGAAGGAGAACACGGAUCAGAAGAAGCCAGAGAAGAAGGAGAAGGGUGGAAAGAAGGAUGAGAGCCCAGAGAUCAGACAUGACAAGAAGCCAGAGAAGGAGAAGAAGCCAGAGAAGGAGAAGAAGUCAGAGAAGGAGAAGAAGUCAGAGAAGGAUAAGAAGUUAGAUAAGAGGAAUGGAAAGAAGGAGAAGAAGCAGAAGGAAGAGGUGCAGGAGGAGCAACGGGAGAAGAAGCCAGAGAAGACCCAUGAAUGCGAGAAGAAGGAGGAAGGCGAGAAGGUGGAGAAGCGGGAGGUGAAGAGUAAAGAGAAGAAGGAGAAGAAGGAUAAAAAAGACAAGAAGCCAGAGAAGGCGAGCAAGAGGAAGGAUGAGAAGAAGGCAGAAGAGGAGGAGGAGGCAGAAGUGGAGACUGCGAAGUCGAAGAAGAUCAAGUACGUGCCAUGCAAGAAGCGUAAGAUCGAGCACAUCUUUACGCCAAGCGUGGCUGGAUCUGAUUCAGGCCUGUCUGCCAAAGAAAGGGCUGAGAUGAGGUUGAGAGAGUUGCAAGACACUUUGGAGGCCUCCGACGAAGAUGAUUCCAGCUCAUGCCCUGCAACUGACUUGGAGAGACAGCUUGAGUUUGGGUCGCUGGAGAGUGAUGGCGACGAUGAGGCUGAGGAGGACGAGACCAAUUCAGACGCUGAGUCUGAGGAUGGGUCUGAUGGCCAGUCAGCUGAAAGUGAAGAAGAUGAAGAAGAAGAUGGAAGCAGUGAGACCACAGCUGGCGAGGAUGACCAUGGCGAUGAGGAGGAGGAAGAGGAGAGUGCGCAAGAGGAAGAGGAAGAGAAGGCAGAAAAAGGAGAAGGUGGAGAUGGAGAAGGGUCGCCUCAGGAGCACGCCCUGGUGCCAGUGAUAGAUCAAACCAAGUGCACAACCGUGGCACUCCGCAAUUCAGUGACCAACAAAAAGGAUUGGGACACUUUUUGUCGCCAAGCAAAGUCCAAGAUGCCCUUCAACCUGUCCGAGUACUUCACAACGGCCAAGAAUGACCUGUUCAACGUUUGGUUGGACUCUGGGUGCAGCUGGAGCAAAUGCGCCCUAGAAGUGGAGCGUCGACAGGCCGAAAAGAACAUCUCAAAGCGGGCCUGGAAAGCAGUGCAGGGGAAGGUUUUGAAAAGCCGAUACUCAGAGGAGAAGUGGAACAAAGUGAAGGAGGCUCGCAAGCAGCAAGGGCUCUUCUACUGGGAUGAAGACUUCCCAGAAGACGAGGAGGAGGCUUGGUACUUUGUCAGAGAGGGCAACGAGUAUGUCAGAAAGGAAGAGACUUCUGAAGCCAUGACUCUCAAAGCGAAAAGGGACAUCGACCCGGAUAUGAGGGCAGCUCUCACAAGCUCGGAUGGCAUCAUGCCAGUUGGCGCCUUGCCAAAGAUGGAAGGGCUCAAUGCUCAAGGCAGUAAAGCCUUGGUGGAAGCCAUGGGAAAGGUCACAGCUGCUCCAAAGCGACGCCCCAAGCCAAAGGAGGAUGAUAAGUCUGAACCUGCGGAGCCUUUGACGACUGAAGCCAAAGGCAAAGGGCUUCUGCAGGAGAUGCUAAAGGAUGCAGCUGAUGCCAGAACUCAGAGCAUCAAGCUCUGUGACAUGGAAUUCGCCGAGGCGUUGAGUCAGGAGCUUCUUGAGUACGCUGCCAAGAUGGAAGGGUAUUACAAGAAAUUGGCACAAGCUAUCAAAGAGAAGACAAAAGAGGCAGAGCUGAAGGGGCUGAUCGACAAGAUCAGUGGCAUCAUGACCGGCGGAGGCAAAGCGCAGGCUGCAGCGGCAGCGUUCUUGAAACCCGGAAAGCCAAAGAAGACCAAGAAAAAUGGGGGCGCAAAGAAGGCUAAAGCGAAAGGAGGAAAGAAGUGA